CGUUAGCAGACUCCUGGAAUGCAGAGCUUGCUCAGUGGAUUAUUCCUCGGGUGUGUCUCUGUAGUGCGGUUGCUUUGAUUCCUCCGAGGGACUCUAUCUGCGGAGAAAAGUAAGAUGAAGGGAGACUAAGUGUAGUGAAAAGAAAGAGAGAAAGGUCCUUAGUUAUAGAGGUGGCUUGAAUAUCACCUGUUUCUGAAACAAGAAACUGAGCAGAGAGGACUCCAUUCACUUGGAAGGAGACAAUUCACAAGCUAAAUGCAAGAGGAUGGAAAUGGACCUGGAAUAUUCUAACAGGUUGGAUCCCACCGAGUCGGUCACCCAAGUGGCCAUCAUGGGCAACACGGGCAGUCACCAAGGGGAUUUGCUUGCUAACCAGACAUCCACCACCAAGUCCACACCACUGUCCUUUGAAUCCUGCCAGCUGGCCCCUCUGGUGCUGUUUCUUCUAGUGGUGGCCUACGCUCUCGUGGUACUCGUGGGGCUUCUGGGCAACCUGUCCCUCAUCAUCAUUAUCACGAGGAAACAGAAGGAAACCCAGAAUGUGACCAACGCUCUGAUCGCCAAUCUCUCCCUUUCGGACAUCCUGAUGUGCGUCGUGUGCAUCCCUUUCACCAUGGUCUACACCUUGAUGGACCACUGGAUCUUUGGGGACGCCAUGUGCAAGGUCACCGCCUAUGCCCAGAGUGUGUCCGUCACCGUGUCCAUUUUCUCCCUCGUCUUAAUUGCCAUCGAACGACACCAACUGAUCGUUAACCCCCGGGGCUGGAAGCCCAACAUGUCCCAGGCCUGUUGUGGCCUGCUGCUGGCUUGGAUCUUCUCCCUUCUCAUGUCCGUGCCAUUUUUCCUCUUCUCCCAGCUGACCGACGAACCCUUCCGCAACAUCUCUCUCCCCGGCGACCCCUUCCGCCACCGGGCGGCGUGUGUUGAGGAGUGGCCGUCCAGGCAGGGUCGGCUGGUGUUCACCACCUCCCUGCUCGGCGUACAGUACUGCGUCCCCUGGGGCUUCAUCUCCGUCUGCUACCUGAAGAUCCUGCUGUGCCUGCGGAAGAGGCAUGGCAAGGUGGAGCGGGUCAGGGAGCAGGAGAGCAGGCGAGUCAACUCAAUGCUGAUCUCGAUCGUGGUGACCUUCGGGGCCUGCUGGCUGCCUCUGAACAUCUUCAACAUCAUCUUCGACUGGAACCACGAAAUCCUGCUCCACUGCCACCACGACCUUGUGUUCAUCUUGUGCCAUCUGGCAGCUAUGACAUCCACCUGCAUCAACCCUCUCUUCUACGGGUUUCUGAACAAGAAUUUCCAGAAGGACCUCAUGGACCUGCUUCAUCUCUGCCGGUGCUUUGCUCCUCGAGACCACUAUGACAGCAUCGCCAUCUCCACCUUGCCCACGGAAGAGUCCAAAGUGUCCGUGAAAUUCAUCCCUUCCCAGGAGAGCAUCUGACACCACCCCCGUCGGACAUCCACCCUGGAAUCGCUGAUUUGGGCCAGUAGAGAGGUCCUCCUGCAGGACUCUUGGGAAGAUGAAAACCUAGAAAUGUUGUUUGGCCAUCUUGGCCCAAAGCCUCAAAUCAGCCUGGAAAAUGAACGUUAGCGUGAUCCUCGGAACCUGUUGUGGGAGAAACUACUAACCUGUGCUUCAUGUUGGCAAAAAGAAAGUCAGUCCACAGAGGCAGAAAGAAGCUUCAUGUGACCUGUCUCUGCCCUCCUCUGCAAGUUCAUCUCACCCGGUACUGACGCACAAGUCAGUCCACAAAGAUGCAAGUUUGGGCAAAUGAGAAGCAUACCAGUUACAGAGGCCCACUUAGGGCACACCCUCAGCCCAGAUGCUCCCAGGGACUCGAGGCAGAAAAUGACUUCAGGAGUCAAAAUGUGACCCAUAAAGAUGGAGCAGUGAGCUCAGCCUCAGCGGAGGAAUUCUGGGAGCUGGGACAGUGCUGCAGGUUGGUGGGACCAUCAGGAGGAGAGACUUGGCCAGACCCACUUCCAAUGGGGAGGGUGUCAUGUGUGUGUGUUUGUGUGUACAUCCACACACCCUUUCUCUUUCUUUUUCUCUGGGCCAUCCAGAAGCUUGGACAAUAAAGGCUGACCCAGUCCCUGACACCCUUAGAUAUAACAAACUGCUUAAGCUCCAGGGCAUGUCUACCUAGUCAGUCAAGGGCACAACAGCAAAGAAAGCUCCAUCUUCAGACAUCACCUCGUUUCAUUUUCUUCACUCACCAGAUUUGGGCCAAACUCCACUGAAAGACAGACCUUGGCUGCCUCGAGUUUAGAUUAAUCAUGAAAGCAGCCAGGCCGCAGCAGCCAGCCCUGCAUUUGAAAACAUGUUCAAGUGAAUGAGCCCUGGCUUUUGGAGAGUGCCCUGUGGGCUGGGGUGUGAGGGGAAAAAGUGGGGCCCUGCUGUGUUGAAAGGGUUUGCCCUAGUGGUGACUGUGCCCGUGAGUCACAUGGCCCAACCUGGGGGCAUUUAAGCCCCCAAGAAGCAGAAACGGUUGUUCUUUCUCCGUGCAGCCUUGCCUCGUUGCCACUGAAGGCGAAGCUCCCUCUCCAUGGCUGAGCCCAGGUGUUCAAUGAGAAGCGUCCGUCGGCAACGGCCAAACCCGUCACAAUGGGCAGUUUGUUCUUCUCCUAGCUGGCCAAGGCUGGAGGCUUUCCCGGCAUUUCUAUGAUGACUCACAGAAACAAUGCUCCCACCAUCCACCCCUCUGCCUUCCCCAUCCUGAAGCCCUUCAGGAGGCACUCAAGGGUGCCCCUACAGUAAACCAUUUCUGAUGGCAGAAAUCAGAUUUUCAUCAUGGCUAAAACUCUGCAGCUUUGAGCGGGUGUCCCAUUUUAAUCCGCCUGUCCUCUGUGUUCACACAGCAGUCGUUAUUAUAUUUCUGGAUUCAGUGCUAAGCUUCAAUAAUGUGGCUUAAUGGAAAUAUGAUUGAAUGAAAGAGCAUGGGCUUAGGGGUCAGAGGACAAGAGGUCUAAUCCCCGGUUACCUCAUCUGUAAAGUGGGGAUAAAGAUUGCUAGCCCCACGUGAGGAAACCUUAUUACCUUUUAUCUACCCCAGCGCUUAGAACAGUGCUUGGCACAUAGUAAGUGCUUAACAAAUCCCACUGUACUUUUCUUUUUCAAUGGGAGCCAAUGACUGGUUCCCAGGCUAUGGGGUCAGGAGCCCCGGCAGGGCACCACAUUGCGAACCAGAAAUAUCUAUCUCUACUCGUGUCCAGGCUGGACCCAAAGCUGACUGGGACUUAUCCGAUGUCACUCAGCACAGAGACUUAAAGAGGAAACUGCAGUUACAGUACAGAAUAACGGCUUCUGGUUCUUCUAAAUCGCUGCCAUUGUUAGCAUCAGGGUUGGAGCCUUCUACAGUCCCGACAGUCCUUUCACCACAGGUAUGGACACGAGGUUAGGGGAAUGACCUCUGACUAACAUAUUAAAUGGACACGUCCUCUGUAGAGUGUUGUUAUUAAAUGAGACUGUCUCGUCACGGGUCCCGGACAGAACGAUUUCCACUGGAACUGAAAUGAGGUAAAAAUGCUUCUGCUGUUUAGGUAGCUCUGUAAAACUUGCAGGUCACAUUGUUAGGAAGCCCAAAAGAGGCUGCUCGGAGCCCAGAGUUAGCCCACGCUCCCUUUAUUGGUGAUAUUUAACACUGUACUUGGUGCCACCUGUGGUUCCUCCAAAAGGAAUAUUGUAAAGCAAAAGAUGAGGUCCUGAAGUUAACAUCACUGAAUGGUAACGAGUUGAAGUUAGCAAAUUGAAUGCUAAAGCACACCUUCAACUGUUCUUUCUACCAGCUGAAACAGGUUCAAAGCUCCCAAAGGAUAAAACCAGAAAAUCAUUUUCGUAAAGGUCUUGGAGGAGAGGUUGAAACUUGAAUGCCGUGGCUGUCCUUCUGGAGAGAAUUUGCUCUCGUCACCUUCCCCCUCUUAACUGUAAUUCUGUUGUAGGCUGGGAAUGUGUCUGGUAAUUCUGUUGUAUUGUACUCUCCCAAGCGCUUAGUACAGUGCUCUGUGCAUAGUAAGCACUCAAUAAAUACCAUUGAUUGAUGGGUAACAUUAAUGAAAGCUUGCUCUUUCCACAUCAAGAGAUAAAUGUGUAUUUACUCAGCUUAAUCUAUUUCCAAAUGUUAUAGGCCCCUCCAGGAGCCCGUUUGCACUAUAGCACCAGGCUCCGUGGUGUGGGAGGUGCUAAUAUAAAUAGCAUCUUGCUUUCCUGCACCCUUUGUACUGUUCCCUAGCUCAGCCCAAGCACUCCAUGCACAUGCUCCCUCUAUAUACUCAUGCAGUCCCCUCCCUGAUGGUUUUGAGUCCUGAGGAUGGGGCAAGGGUCUCAUAGAGGAAGAGGAGGAGGAGGAGAAGAGAGCCUUUUAAUGGUGGUAGAGACUUGUGUCCCCAAUGGUGACAAUUGGGGCCCCUCCACUCCCUUCAAGUCCCUGCCUCUCCCUGCUUCACCUCCCUAGAGGCUACUACUCUCACCCCUAGAGACAUGGCCCUUAGGAUUCCUGGUCACACCUGGGUUUGGUCUGGUCUCUACAAGUGAGGCCAGUGAGCAGAGUGGAUUAAACGUGUGAGUUCAGUGCCUCGGACUCCCCUCUCCAUGCCUUCCCAAUUUCUCAUCCAGGGAGUCACCAGGGAGGGUGGGAGGCCUGAGGAAUCCAGAAUGGACAGCCCAGCUCCAUCAGCUGUUUCUCCGUCCUAUUUGCUGUUGGAAAAGAGGGCAGAGUUGACGGGGGAAGGCCGGGAGGAGGGGGCGGGGGGAUUAGCAG
Messenger RNA from Ornithorhynchus anatinus (platypus), 4751 nucleotides. Its product is annotated as neuropeptide Y receptor type 6-like. The transcript is spliced from 2 exons. Gene Ontology annotation, biological process: G protein-coupled receptor signaling pathway. Gene Ontology annotation, molecular function: neuropeptide Y receptor activity; neuropeptide binding. Gene Ontology annotation, cellular component: neuron projection; plasma membrane. Lineage: Eukaryota; Metazoa; Chordata; Mammalia; Monotremata; Ornithorhynchidae. Bases 266 to 1435 code for a protein of 389 amino acids. The record is from RefSeq and is a predicted model, not a curated record.